AUGGCAGAUAUUGAAGAGUUUGAUGAUUCAGUUGGUGAUGACUUGAAUAAUGACUCGGUUGAUGAGAGAGAUGAGUUGCCUCAGCACACUGAUCAACAGAUUGAGCAAAAUGAGCCGAAAAUUGGGAUGGAGUUUAAUGAUCCAGAUGAAUUGUUUGAGUUCUGCAAAAACUAUGCAAAGAUAAGUGGGUUUCCAAUUAAGAAACAUACAAGAAGGAAGAAUGAAAUGGGCAUUGUUAGAAGUGUGACCUUAGUAUGUGGUCGAGCUGGCAAACAUAAUAGUACUUGUCAAAAUCCCCUAAAACCACAAGCAAGCUACAGAGUUGGGUGUAAUGCAAAGAUAACAGCUAGGUUAAAUCUGGACGGAAGAUGGGAAAUAUCUGUGGUUGUUCUGGAGCAUAAUCAUGGACUUAGCCCUAGUAAAAGUCGUUUCUUUCGAUGCAACCGAAAAAUUAGUGCACAUGUUAGACAUCAAAUUAAUCUGAAUGAUCAAGCCGGAAUCAAAAUGAACAAAAAUUUUAGCUCACUGGUACACGAGGCUGGUGGAUAUGAAAAUAUGUUGUGUGAUGAAAAGGCUUGCAGGAACUUGGUUGAUGAAUCAAGGCGUUUACGUCUCGGCGAAGGUGAUGCUUCAGCGAUUAUGAAAUAUUUUUCAAGGAUGGUGGCAGAAAAUUCAGGUUUCUAUUUUGAUAUUGAAUUGGAUGAGGAAGAUCAUUUGAAAAAUGUAUUUUGGGCAGAUGGUAGGAGCAGAGAAGCUUACAAAGAGUUUGGUGAGGUCGUCACUUUUGAUACCACAUACUUAACAAAUAAGUAUGAUAUGCCAUUUGCACCAUUUGUUGGCGUUAACCAUCAUGGACAAUCAAUUUUACUUGGAUGUGGGUUGAUUUCAAAAGAAGACACAAAGACUUUCAUAUGGCUAUUUACGAAGUGGGUUGAAUGCAUGGAUGGAUGUGCUCCGCAAGGGAUAAUAACUGACCAAGCAAGAGCCAUGAAAAAUGCAAUUGAGAUUGUUUUUCCAAACACUAGACACAGAUGGUGUUUGUGGCAUAUAAUGAAGAAGUUGUCAGAAAAGUUAGGAAGAUACACUGAAUAUGAGGCCAUCAGUUCUACCAUGAAGGGAGUGGUGUAUGACACACAAAGUCCACAAGAGUUUGAAAAACAGUGGAAUGAAAUGGUUGACAUGUAUGGAUUGGAGGAUUGUGAUUGGUUAGGUGAAUUGUACGAGGAGAGAAAUCGAUGGGUUCCAUGUUUUGUCAAAAAUUGUUUUUGGGCAGGAAUGUCAACUACUCAGCGAAGUGAAAGCAUGAAUGCUUUUUUUGAUGGAUAUGUCAAUUCAAAAACAACUCUGAAACAGUUUGUUGAGCAGUAUGAAAAUGCAUUAAGAAACAAGGCGGAAAAGGAGAUGCGGGCCGAUGCAGAGUCAUUUUCAAAGGUAAAAGCUACUGCAACAACUUAUGAUAUGGAGAGUCAAAUUCAGGGAGUCUACACUUUAGCAAAGUUUAAAGAGUUUCAAGCUGAAUUCACGGGAAAGAUAUAUUGUGAUAUUGUAACCUAUCAGGAGGGAGCAGGGGUGCUUGAGUAUGUCAUUCGGGACUUGACUUUGCGGUUGGAGGGCGGCAAAAGGAUUCCUAAAUUCUUCACAGUAUCCUUUCGUGAAAAGGACAAUGAAGUUCAAUGUAGUUGUCAGUUGUUUGUGUUUAAAGGCAUAGUAUGUAGGCAUGCCCUUACCAUUCUUAUCCGUCACGAAGUCAGCUUUCUUCCGGAAAAGUACAUUUUAAGAAGGUGGAGAAAGGAUGUGAGGCGAGCCUACUCGAAGAUGAAAGUUAAAUUUAAUACUUGGGUUGUCACACCUGAACAAUUACGCUAUCGCGAGCUAUGUCUUGCAUUUAGUGAGGUUGCUGAUCUUGCUGCUCAAAACAACCAUGAAUGUGAGGUUGUUAAAAAAUGGAUAGACACCAAAUUUAGAGAAUUACAACUUGCUGAACCAAGUCAGAAAGGAAAAGAAGUACUGAUGAAUCAUGAUUUUGUGGAAGAAGAAAAGGAAUAUGAAAAGGAGGAAAAUGAAAACAUAUUGGAUCCUCUCUCUCAGACUCGUAAAGGUCGGCCUAGGCAAAACAGAAUUAAGCCAACAAGUAGGCGAAGAAGGAAGAAAAUUGAUCGAGAUGCUAAUAUGCCCAUCAACAAUCCAUCACAGUCUCAAGAGGGUGUUCUUUCCUACACACAAGAUAGCAUGGUUUCGAAUGCUUACAUGCCACUACCAAAUACUAUGCAUCAAUGGGGGAUGUGUUGGCCGGCACAACAAUUAACAAAUGAAAAUAUUUUGAUGGAUUUCAAAAGAGGAAAAGUACCUGUUUUGAAGUGGAGGCGGAUCUGGUUCAGGGGGCGGCGGCGACCAGUCACGAUGGAGGCGGAUCUGGUUCAGGGGGCGGCGGCAACCGGAUCUGGUUCAGGGGGCGGCGGCGACCAGUCUAGGAGCGGAUCUGCUUCAGGAGGCGGCGGCGAUGUGAUGGCGGCGGUGUGA
Molecule: messenger RNA, 2520 nt
Organism: Asparagus officinalis (garden asparagus)
Lineage: Eukaryota; Viridiplantae; Streptophyta; Magnoliopsida; Asparagales; Asparagaceae
Product: protein FAR1-RELATED SEQUENCE 9-like
Exons: 1
Coding region: 1-2520 (839 amino acids)
Biological process (GO): regulation of DNA-templated transcription
Molecular function (GO): zinc ion binding
Source: RefSeq, a predicted model, not a curated record